CCGGCUUCGCGCUUCUCAUUCUCAAAGUCAAAGUCAAAUCUUGCGCGAUCGCGCUCUGCGUCGAGUCCAAGUGUGGCGGUCGUCUUGGCGAAGGCAGGCAUGAGCGCCCUGUGUCGCCUGGUCCGCAGGACGCCGCUUCUGCUUCCGAACGGAAGCCACCGCCGGACGUCGGGGCGCCUUCCCGCCGGCUCGGCGAGUUCGGCGGGCGCCAGGUAGCGGCCGGCCCCCGUCGAGCUGACGUACGACGUGUUCGACGGCAACGGAGAGAGCGCCGCCGCCGCGGCCGCGCCGCUGGUCUUCCUGCACGGCUUGUUUGGGAACAAAUCCAACUUUCAUUCCAUCGCCAAAUCGCUGGUGCAGCGGACGGGCCGAAAGGUGCUGACGGUUGACGCCCGUAACCACGGCAACAGCCCCCACCACCCCCAGCUGACCUACGAGGCCAUGAGCGGCGACCUGGCGCACCUUCUGGCUCAGCUGCGCAUCGACAAGUGCGUCCUGAUUGGACACAGCAUGGGCGGCAAGACGGCCAUGACCGCCGCCAUCACGCAGCCGGCGCUGGUGGAGCGGCUGGUGGUGGUGGACGUCAGCCCGGCCCGGAGCAACGCCGCCCCCGACUUCCACGUCUACAUCCGCGCCAUGAGGGACGUGGACGUCUCCGGCGACUUGCCGCGCUCCGCCGCCAGACGCUUGGCCGAGGACCAGCUGCGACGCGCGGUCAAGGAGCGCUCGGUCCGGCAUUUCCUGCUCAGCAACCUGGUGGAGCGCGACGGCCGCUACGUCUGGAGGCUCAACCUGGAUGCCAUCGCAGCUCAUCUCCAUGAUGUCAUCAGCUUCCCCGCCUUUGGCUCCGCCUACCACGGCCCCACCCUCUUCCUGGGCGGAGCCUCUUCUGGCUACAUCAGCUCCGAAGACUACCCGGAAAUCGAGAGGCUGUUCCCGCGCGCCGACAUCCAGUACAUCCCCGACGCCGGCCACUGGGUCCACGCCGACAAACCUUUGGACUUCAUCAGCUCCGUCAUCUCCUUCCUGCACUCGUAG
Hippocampus zosterae (dwarf seahorse) is the source of this 1038-nucleotide messenger RNA. It is a transcript of the gene abhd11, whose product is annotated as abhydrolase domain containing 11. Lineage: Eukaryota; Metazoa; Chordata; Actinopteri; Syngnathiformes; Syngnathidae. The record is from RefSeq and is a predicted model, not a curated record. Gene Ontology annotation, cellular component: mitochondrion.